Messenger RNA from Echinococcus granulosus, 222 nucleotides. RefSeq lists its product as hypothetical. The transcript is spliced from 2 exons. The record is from RefSeq and is a predicted model, not a curated record. Bases 1 to 222 code for a protein of 73 amino acids. Lineage: Eukaryota; Metazoa; Platyhelminthes; Cestoda; Cyclophyllidea; Taeniidae.
AUGCUGACCACAUCUGCUGCUAUGCAUCUGAGAGUGGACACCACGUGCUGGGUAAAAGAAACCCUGCAACAAAGUCCAUGGAUUCGCCCCACGAUGAUCAUUGUGGAAGCGAUUGCCACUGAACUGUUAGCUCAUUCCGUCGGUUCUAAAAACGAACCCAUGUGGCAGACCACGAAGGCCCAACAGUCCAAGCUUUUCCUGAGAGAACAUCAUUACGCUUAG